Silurus meridionalis is the source of this 1687-nucleotide messenger RNA. RefSeq names its product interferon-induced protein 35 (gene ifi35). The transcript is spliced from 10 exons. Gene Ontology annotation, cellular component: nucleus. NCBI's taxonomy places the organism in Eukaryota, Metazoa, Chordata, Actinopteri, Siluriformes, Siluridae. Bases 202 to 1326 code for a protein of 374 amino acids. The record is from RefSeq and is a predicted model, not a curated record.
AAAAUGACGUCAUCGCAGUCGGGACCGCCCCUUACAGCUGAAGUCUGAAAGGAAAGUGAAAGUGACGCAGCGCACACAGAGGGACUGGAGAUACACACCAAUAACGCUUUUGUUUGAUGUAAAAACAAAACAAUCCCCUGUGCAUUAUCCGAACCCCCUACCCACCCUCCUGCUGUCUUUCUACAGGAUCAUUUGUCCAGGAUGGAAGAGAACAUGUCAUUCCAGGAUUUCUCUCUGGUCUCUGAAGAUGAGUCCUCAGACAACAUGCAAUUCAUUCAUGAUGAAAUCGAGAAGCUGAAGGGACGGUAUAAUGCCCUGCUGAACGAUCACAAGUUGUUGAUUGAGGCCAAAGACAAUAACAUCAGGUUUGCUCAGGAGUUCCAUCAACGAGCUGAGAAUAGAAAAAAGUGUCUGGAGGCCGAUAAGAUAAGCCAAGCCAAGGAUCUUCAGAAAGAGCAGGAAAGACUGGCAGAUCUGAAACAGGAGGAGAACAAACUGAAAAAAGAGCUUGGAAUAAUUCAGCAGGAGUUGGAACUAAUGGAUGAAACACACCAGAGCUUAAAGCAGCAGACUGAGGUGUCCACCGCAGUGCCGGAGAAGAAGGUGGUGUUUCAGGGUGAGACGGCUGAAGAAGGCGACGCGCUGAGCUUCGAUGUGAAGCCUCAUAUUGUGUACCCCAUGGAGGGAGGCACGGCAUUUAUCACCUUCGAGGAGGAAGAUGUUGCUGAGAAGAUCUUGGCUCUGAAGGACCAUGUGGUGCAGCUCGGGGAAUGCAGCAUCAAAGUGAGAGCCGAGCCGGUGCAGUUCCUCGUACCAUCCUGUGUCGAGAUGGACACUCAGGUUUGUCCUCGCCGCAUCCUGGUCUCCAACCUGCCCAAGAAAGAGUCUGUGGAGCGCGUCCUGGACAAGCUGGAGAUUCAUUUCUCCAAGUCAAAGCAUGGAGGAGGGGAAGUGGAGGAAUCUGUAAUGCUGGAAGAUUCUGGCAAUAUCAUCAUCACCUUCCUAGACACCAACAUUGCCAAGGGCCUUACAGAUAAACAGGUGCAUGAGGUUGAGAUGGAAAGAGGAAAGAAAUUCAAGGUGAAGGUCACACCGUUUCUCAACGGCGAGAUCACACUUCUCAAGACGGCUAACAUAACCUGCUCUAAGACCGUGCGGCUGACAGGAAUCCCCCCUGUGAUGGAGAAGGACAACCUGCAGGACCUGCUGGAGAUCCAUUUCCAGAAAUCUGCUAACAGCGGCGGAGAAGUCGACGCAAUCGUAUACAACCCCAUGGGCGAGAGAACCUUCGCUGUAUUCCAAAAGGACACUUCCAAAACCGAGUAGAACCGUAAAGGUGUUGCUGAUGUUCGGGAUUUAUGUAAUGGGAAUGUUAUGUCCAAUUUCUAUACUUAAAUUUUUUUUUGUUAGACAGAAUUUGUAUCUUUUGGUUAGACAGUAUUUAAACCUUGGUAGCAUUGACCUCAGGACAUUAUCACUUUUAGCAUGUUGGUCAUGUGACCUUCAUUAGCAUUUUAAGAUUGAAAGUUGGCGUCUAUGCUAAUGGCUGAAGAGCAUGCUAACUGGAAACAUUGGAAUAAGUGACAUUUGUUUAUUUUCUGUCUAUACUUUAGGUGAGUGGGUUGUACUUUCAGAUUGACUUGUUAGGCGGUAGGUGUCUGCAAAUAAAAAAAUGUAUAUAAAUAGA